Molecule: messenger RNA, 1234 nt
Organism: Perognathus longimembris pacificus (Pacific pocket mouse)
Lineage: Eukaryota; Metazoa; Chordata; Mammalia; Rodentia; Heteromyidae
Gene: Kdelr3
Product: KDEL endoplasmic reticulum protein retention receptor 3
Exons: 5
Coding region: 72-716 (214 amino acids)
Biological process (GO): protein retention in ER lumen; endoplasmic reticulum to Golgi vesicle-mediated transport
Cellular component (GO): endoplasmic reticulum; membrane; cis-Golgi network
Molecular function (GO): ER lumen protein retrieval receptor activity
Source: RefSeq, a predicted model, not a curated record
GCACGCGCGCGCCGGAGGAGAAAGUUGCCUGCAAGUUUGCUGGCCGCGGCGCGGGAGCGGCGGGCGCGACCAUGAACGUGUUCCGAAUCCUCGGCGACCUGAGCCACCUCCUGGCCAUGAUUCUGCUCCUGGGGAAGAUCUGGAGGUCCAAGAGCUGCGCGGGCAUCUCUGGCAAGAGCCAGAUCCUUUUUGCACUCGUCUUCACCACCAGGUACCUGGACCUCUUUACCAACUUCAUAUCCAUCUACAACUCAGUGAUGAAGGUGGUUUUUCUCCUCUGUGCCUAUGUCACAGUGUACAUGAUCUAUGGGAAAUUUCGGAAGACAUUUGACGCGGAGAAUGACACAUUCCGCCUAGAGUUUCUCCUGGUGCCAGUCAUUGGCCUCUCCUUCCUGGAGAACUACAGCUUCACACCCCUGGAGAUCCUGUGGACUUUUUCAAUCUACCUUGAGUCGGUAGCCAUCCUGCCUCAGCUCUUCAUGAUCAGCAAAACAGGAGAGGCUGAGACCAUCACCACCCAUUACCUGUUCUUCCUGGGGCUCUACCGCCUGCUCUACCUGGCCAACUGGAUUAGACGGUACCAGACAGAGAAUUUCUAUGACCAGAUCGCAGUGGUGUCAGGAGUAGUGCAGACCAUCUUCUACUGUGACUUCUUCUACUUGUAUGUGACCAAAGUCCUUAAGGGAAAGAAGCUAAGUCUUCCAAUGCCAAUUUGAGGACCCCAAGGUGACCGAUGCCGUAAUGAGGACACGGGCAGUUCUAGGCUUUGGGACUGGAUGAGCGCAGCACUGUUCACCUCUCCAGAGCUGGCCAGUCCCUCCUUGAAGCACAACCCUGCCCACACCCCAGUGCCAAGGAACAGCCACAUCAAGCCACCAGCUGGGGCACCAGGGACACAUUCUCAGGGCAGCUGCCACUCUCGGGUGGGGGUGGGGGGACACGAAACUUGAGAUAAGCCAAUUGCAGGCAAUCGCCUACAAUUCACUUCCUUAUCACCCUUCAGUCAUAAGCAAGCUACAUUUUGUGCCUCCCCUUUAGCCAAAUACUGCAGGGCUGGACUCCAGGUGCUCACCCAUCAGGUACCCUUCCUCACUACAUUGGGACCAUUUACUUAAGGCUGAGGGUCUCAGCAGGUGCUAAUUGGACUGUCCACUCACUUCUGACUCGAAGCAAGUAUUGUUAAGAGGAUGACAAGCAACUAUUGAGAAACUUUAGAGAAUAAAAAGCUCACACC